AUGGGAUCUGGCUCCAGCAAAGCCAAGAGUCUUGCCGCUAGAGAAAGUCCUGAUUUAAGCCCGCGAAAGCCGGUUGCUAAUGUAAAUAAACCCGAACUGUCGUCUCCGACAACGGACAGGGCGGCAAUAAAUUCGACAAAUAAUAAUAACUAUGACAUCAAUUGUGUAGAGGAAAAGCAAGGCCGAAUCGCUGAAGGUGCUAGUAAAUUAUCGCUUCAUGAAAAUAGAAUAAAAAAGGAUACAAAAACUAGUGGAUACAACAUCACUGAAAGUUCUAGAGCGCAACAGUUUGACGAAGAUUCUGAUUUCGACGACGAUGAUAUCGACACGAUUUUACAAAUUCCAGUGGCUAUUGGCAAAUCAAAGCAGGGCGGAAACAAACAGAAGAUAAUAAAACAAGCACAGAGUGACAGAAUCAUUGGUACUGGUGAGAUAUAUAACGUCAGUGGCACAACAGUACCUGGGUAUGCCGACGUGCCGCUGCCAGAAACAUAUGCUCAACGAAUGCAGCGACAACAGUAUACACUUCAGCAAAACGUUGUUCUGCGUGACAAGGAGGUUGUCAAGAGUGCACCAGGGUGGCGACAAGAAAGUGACGAUGAGGAGGAUGGAAAAUUACAGACAGGAUUUGAUGCCAGCAAGUACCGGGCAGUUAACAGAGGAAGCGGCUUCAUGACAGAUGUGUACACAUCAGGCUCUCAAGGUGUCAAGACUCAGCAUGACCUCCAUAAAUCAACGGGACAUUACCUGGAUGACCUGGGGCUAAACACCCAGGAAAAUAUGUCUGUGGUCAAACAGCUUCCACAGUAUAACCAGUCGGAGCUGGAUUUGAUGAGACAGUUAGAGGACGACCUCUUGUGA
Messenger RNA from Candidula unifasciata, 861 nucleotides. The record is from the annotation of a GenBank genome assembly. NCBI's taxonomy places the organism in Eukaryota, Metazoa, Mollusca, Gastropoda, Stylommatophora, Geomitridae.